AUGGAUGAUGACAGCUUCAGCAAGGAGUGCUCCUUUGACCAUAUUGAUACUAUAAUGAAGUCUCUCCAGCUCGUGAUCUCCAUACCUACCUUCAUUGUUGGUUUGAUUCUGAAUUUGAUAGCCCUCUGGGUGUUCUACUCUUGGAAGAAACAGACAGAAUCAUCAAUCUACAUGAUAAACCUUGCUCUUGCGGAUCUGCUUCUUCUUUUCUCACUUCCUUUCAGGAUGUACUAUUCCAGAAAAGAGCAGCAGAGACUCUUAUGCAAAUUUAUAGAGGCUCUCUACUUCGUCAAUAUGUAUGGGAGUAUUUUCAUCAUUGUCUGUAUUAGCUUGGACAGAUAUAUUGCUAUAAGGCACCCACUCAAAGCCAGAGCUUUCCGAUCCCGCAAACAGGCAAUCAUGGUAUGCUGUUGCAUUUGGGUUAUAGUUUGGCUUAGCAGCAUCCCCAUCUAUGACUUCCACAACAAUGACAAAGUCAAGUGCUUCCACAAUAUGUCAGAACAGGCGUGGAGCAUUCCCAUCAUCCUUUCUGUUGAAGUCUUUGGAUUUCUCAUCCCUUUGACUCUGAUGGUUUAUUGCUCUGUUCAGAUCAUCCAGACUCUUUGGAGGCGUAAAAACCAGGAGCAGAAGUGGGUUGAGCAAGCUGCCUCUAUAUGGAUCAUUUUAGCCAACCUCAUGGUGUUUGUUGUCUCCUUUACACCAUUCCAUCUUGGGAUCUUUCUGCAGUUCCUGGUAAGACAGGGCAUCAUUGUGGACUGCACUGUGAAACAAAGCAUUAGUCUCUUCCUACAGGUGGCAAUGUGUUUAGCUAAUGUCAACUGCUGCCUGGAUGCCAUCUGUUACUACUUUGCCGCAGAAGAAUUUCGCAAGAAAUUUAUUUCUGCCAUUCCAGCUAGUGUUUUGAACUGA
Messenger RNA from Malaclemys terrapin pileata, 909 nucleotides. RefSeq names its product G-protein coupled receptor 55-like. The record is from RefSeq and is a predicted model, not a curated record. Lineage: Eukaryota; Metazoa; Chordata; Testudines; Emydidae. The transcript has a single exon. The coding region runs from base 1 to 909 and encodes 302 amino acids. Gene Ontology annotation, molecular function: G protein-coupled receptor activity. Gene Ontology annotation, biological process: phospholipase C-activating G protein-coupled receptor signaling pathway; positive regulation of Rho protein signal transduction. Gene Ontology annotation, cellular component: membrane.